AUGGCAGCGACCGCCAGCACUGAGUUCCUUCUGUGCCUCUCCUUUCUGCACCUGCUGUCCGGCUGGUCCGGCCCAGGGCGGGCCGAUACAAACACUGUCUGCUAUGACUUCAUCAUCACUCCUAAGUUCAGACCUGAACCACAGUGGUGUGAAGUUCAAGGCCUGGUGGAUGAAAGGCCUUUUCUUCACUAUGACUGUGUUAACCACAAGGCCAAAGCCUCUGCUUCUCUGGGGAAGAAAGUCAAUGUCACAAAAACCUGGGAAGAACAGACUGAAACCUUAAGAGACGUGGUGGAUUUCCUCAAAGGGCAACUGCCUGACAUUCAAGCGGAGAAUUUAAUACCCAUUGAGCCCCUCAUUCUGCAGGCCCGGAUGUCUUGUGAGCACGAAGCCCAUGGACACGGCAGAGGAUCUUGGCAGUUCCUCUUCAAUGGACAGACGUUCCUCCUCUUUGACUCAAACAACAGAAAGUGGACAGCACUUCAUCCUGGAGCCAAGAAGGUGAAAGAGAAGUGGGAGAAGAACAGGGAUGUGACCAUGUUCUUCCAGAAGAUUUCAAUGGGGGACUGUAAGACAUGGCUUGAAGAAUUUUUGAUGUACUGGGAACAAAUGCUGGAUCCAACAAAACCACCCUGUCUGGCCCAAGGUACAACCCACCCCAAAGCCAUGGCCACCACCCUCAUUCCCUGGAGCCACCUCAUCAUCCUACUCUCCUUCAUUCUAGCUGGCUGCUGUGGAUAG
This is a messenger RNA of Rhinopithecus roxellana (golden snub-nosed monkey), 741 nucleotides long. Its product is annotated as UL16-binding protein 1-like. Gene Ontology annotation, cellular component: external side of plasma membrane. Lineage: Eukaryota; Metazoa; Chordata; Mammalia; Primates; Cercopithecidae. The transcript has 5 exons. The record is from RefSeq and is a predicted model, not a curated record. Gene Ontology annotation, biological process: positive regulation of T cell mediated cytotoxicity; antigen processing and presentation of endogenous peptide antigen via MHC class I via ER pathway, TAP-independent; antigen processing and presentation of endogenous peptide antigen via MHC class Ib. Bases 1 to 741 code for a protein of 246 amino acids.